CCCAUAGUGGGGUACUCACUACUCACCACAUGUGAGAAAAGAGAUGCGUAUUUAUGUAGGGCGGUCAUCUCUCACAGACAACCUCAUCAUCUGCCUCCUCCUACCGUCCUAUAUAUCCAUCCUAUAUAUGAAGAGAAUGAGAUGACAAGACGCCGCCGCACUAAUUAUUUGUCCAGAGGCUGUAAAGAUGCUUGGCUUGAUGGCAGCUCCAUGCCAAUCUCCCCAAGGAGAGAAUGAGCUCUACGAUGACUGCGAUCCUACGGUGUACGGAGCCCGGGCCCUGCUGCCCCGGUAGACCACCUCGGCGCCACCGGCUGGGCCGCCGGAGGCGUCGACAGGGUCGGGAAGGACCGCGACGGAGGCAAGGGCCCUGAAGGUCCACAGUGAGGCCGAGCGCCGGCGUCGGGUGAGGAUCAACGCUCAUCUUGCCGCGCUCAGGAAGAUGAUCCCUGAUACCAAGCAGAUGGACAAGGCCGCCUUGCUGGCCAGGGUGGUGGACCAAGUGAGGCACCUCAAGAGGAGAGCAAGCGAGGCCGCACAGCUAACGCCGGCCGUCCCGCCGGAAGCCGACGUGGUCUCUGUGGAAUUCUGCUGCACCGGGGACACCGACGACGACGAUAGACGCCUGUACAUGAAGGUGUCUGUCAGCUGCGACGACCGGCCGGACCUCGUCGCCGGGCUCAUCCAGGCGCUCCAUGGCCUGAGGCUGAGGACGGUGAGAGCUGAGGUGACCUCCCUAGGAGGAAGGGUGCAGCAUGUCUUCACACUCUGCAAGGAGGAAGAGGAGGGAGGCAGUGCAGGUCGUGCUGGACUGAUUUCUCUGAAGGAGGCUGUGAGGCUGGCUCUGGCCAAGGUCGCUUCUCCAGAGCUGGUGUGUGGUGGUAGCAGCGGCAGCGGCAGUCCGCUCCAGUUGCAGAGCAAGAGGCAGAGGAUUCUUGAGUCGCAUUACUCAAUCAUGUCCAUAUAGAUGAGAACUAUACUUCUGGAGUAUAUUUUUGUGUGCCAGAUUUGAGGUUGGGACUGCCGUUAGUGCUGUAAGAUAAGAUAGAUAGAUGCAGUCACUCCAGGAUAGAUAUCAUUGCAACAGGGUUUACACUGUGUGCCUGAUGCAGCAUGGCUGCCGACAUUCAGAUUGCAGAAAUCCUAGAUAAUGAAUUGAUGACGCAGGGUCACAUGAUUAGUUUGAC
Triticum aestivum (bread wheat) is the source of this 1187-nucleotide messenger RNA. RefSeq names its product transcription factor bHLH51. The coding region runs from base 443 to 967 and encodes 174 amino acids. The record is from RefSeq and is a predicted model, not a curated record. Gene Ontology annotation, biological process: regulation of DNA-templated transcription. NCBI's taxonomy places the organism in Eukaryota, Viridiplantae, Streptophyta, Magnoliopsida, Poales, Poaceae. Gene Ontology annotation, molecular function: DNA-binding transcription factor activity. The transcript has 3 exons.